Molecule: messenger RNA, 693 nt
Organism: Paraglomus occultum
Lineage: Eukaryota; Fungi; Glomeromycota; Glomeromycetes; Paraglomerales; Paraglomeraceae
Source: the annotation of a GenBank genome assembly
AUGACUAAGCAGAGGAUAAUCGAUAAUCCGAGUGAGUGGAUUAUAACAAAAAGGGGAGAUUUUGUGCGAAUAAAUGACAGUGAAAUCUACGUUGAAAAGAAGUUAAAGACAAUCCGCGAGCAUUUAAAAAAACCUUACAAAGGGGCGGUUCGCUUUCGUGGAAAAACACCUGAACAAGUUAGCAAAGAAAGAUACGAUAAAGUUUUAGAAGAGGUUAAUUUUGAUUAUGAUAAACUUCAUGAUUGGAUUUAUGACGAGAAAAAUAAAGAUAAGAUUGAGAUAGUUAAAUUAGAAGGACAGGAUUUUUCAGAGGCGACAGAAUCCAUAUUUAACCACAUUAAAAAUUCGAGGCAAAAAUGGAGAAUUAAAAAGGAAACAUUAACUAACGAAGAAACCGGACAAAUUAUUUAUUUUAAUCCUCAAAUUAGUGGAAUAAUUGAUGAUUUAAGAACAAAUUGGGAUUACCAAUACAAUGGCGGCUCGGUUAUAAUCAGAGAAGCGAGAGAACAUAAAACAAAAGAAAAACAUACUUCAACAUUAAUUUUUCUCCAUGGAACCUAUGCUUCAGGCUCGUUAGACCAAAUGGCUGAAAAAUUUCCGGGACUGAAGGUUAUUCAUCCUUUCUCACCAGUUUUACAAUAUGACAUGUGGCAUGGCUCACAACCGGCUCCUGGCAGCCAAGAAAAAGGCUGA